GCGAGGGGUUCCCGCCAUUUUGACCGGCUGGCGACACAGCGGGCUCUUUCCAGGAGACUACAAGUCCCGUGAGGCCCCGCGGCGGCACUUCCUAUCCCUCACUGUCCUGCCUGCUCCCUUUCCCCCCUCCCGGGGGCCGAAGGCUCUGGCAGCACCCUGGAGGCCGGCGGGCCAGGUAGGAUUUCCGGGGGAAACUACUUUGGAGGCUGAGGCGGCGGCGGCGGCGGCGGCGGCGCCCCGGCAACUAUAUCCCACCUCCCUAAUCGGGUUAAUAGUGGCAUGGAAGAUCCAUUUGACUUCUCCAAAGAACCCUGGGACAGUAGAAGAAGCAGGCCAGCCCACUGCAGACCCAGGCAUGGUCAUGGACAGCGUGGAAGCAGGAGACACAACACCUCCUACAAAACGAAAGAGCAAGUUCUCAGGCUUUGGCAAGAUCUUCAAGCCUUGGAAGUGGCGGAAGAAAAAAAGUGAUAAAUUCAAAGAGACAUCAGAAGUUUUAGAGCGAAAAAUAUCUAUGCGAAAACCAAGAGAAGAGCUGGUUAAAAGAGGGGUUCUUUUGGAAGAUUCUGAGCAGGGUGAUGACGAUCCAGGGACGUUGAGCCAUGCCAUGUUAAAGAAUGGCCAUACCACCCCCAUAGGAAGUGCCAGAUAUUCUAGUCCAGUCCCAGUAGAGGAAGAGCCAGGGAGAACAAGUCUUGGGAAAUCUAUUCGAGAAGAGGACCCAAAGAAGCGACUAGGCUCAACUGGAAGCCAGCCUAAUUCUGAAGCAGAAUCCGUUCCUGAGAAUGUACCCAAACAGCCUUUACUUCCCCCUAAAAGACACUUGUCCUCUUCUCAUGAAGCAAAUGAAGAGCAAGCAAAGGAUGCCACUUCCUCUGGCAGCACAGCAAGACCCAUCUCCUCCACCUCCACCACCGGCAUCACCCCAGCACCUGCCGCCACCAUAGCUGCCACAAACCUAGCAAAAACUGUUAAUUCCUCUCUCCCCCCUUCCCAAGCACCCAGGACUCUGCCAGCUGCUCCUGCCAGCACUAACACUACUGCUACCCCAAGCCUCACUCAUACAGCCCCUGCCAAGCAGCCCCCUAUCCCGCCCCCUAAACCAGCUCACAGAAAUAGCAACCCGGUUAUUGCUGAACUUUCUCAAGCAAUAAACAAUAGUACAUUGUCAUCAAAGCCUUCCCCACCUUUACCACCUAAGAGAGGCAUUCCAUCAACCUUGGUAUCCACCUCAGAGUCUGCUGCCACCGUUGCCACCACCACAAAAGCACCACAAGAUCAGAGAGAGAAGAGCACAUACUCCGUGGGCUUCGAACCACUGCUGAUGAUCCCCCCACCCUCUCCAUCCCCUCCGCUGCCUACUCAUAUACCUCCAGAACCCCCUCAGUCCCCUCCGUUCCCUGCUAAGACUUUUCGAGUUGUGCCAGAAAUUGAGUUUCCACCUUCCUUAGAUCUACCCCAGGAGGAUCUGCAGCAGGAAAGUCAGAAAAAGGAAGUACCCAAGAGGAUGUUGGACCAUAGCUUUGGGGAGCCCCGCGUACCCCCUAGGCUGCCCCCAGUCCCACUGCAUAUCCGAAUCCAGCAGGCCCUGACCAGCCCACUUCCCAUGACUCCUCCCUUGGAGGGCUCUCAUAGAGCUCAUUCGUUGCUCUUCGAGAACAGUGACAACUUUUCUGAGGACAGCGGUACCCUGGGUCGGACCAGGUCACUUCCCAUCACUAUUGAAAUGUUAAAAGUUCCAGACGAUGAAGAAGAAGAGGAGCAAGUCCACCUAUUUGCAUUCGAUGAAGAUGUAGUAUCUACCUCAGUUGUUCCUAAAUUACCACAGUGUCUGCAGGAGGAAGAGGAAGAGAAAGAGAGUGACUCAGAUUCAGAAGGCCCCAUUCAGUACCGAGAUGAAGAGGAUGAAGAUGAAAAUCAUCACAGUGCUCUGGCCAAUAAAGUGAAAAGGAAAGACACUCUGGCGAUGAAGUUGAACCAUAGACCCAGUGAACCAGAGAUGAACAUGAAUUCUUGGCCUCGAAAAAGCAGAGAAGAAUGGAAUGAAAUACGGCACCAGAUUGGGAACACGCUAAUCCGACGACUGAGUCAAAGACCAACACCAGAAGAACUGGAACAACGAAACAUACUACAACCUAAAAAUGAAGCUGAUCGUCAGGCAGAAAAACGAGAAAUUAAGCGUCGGCUCACUAGAAAGCUCAGUCAGAGGCCAACUGUGGCUGAACUACUUGCCAGGAAGAUUCUGAGGUUUAAUGAAUACGUGGAGGUAACAGAUGCUCACGAUUAUGACCGGCGGGCUGACAAACCUUGGACCAAACUGACCCCUGCUGACAAGGCCGCUAUAAGAAAAGAGUUAAAUGAAUUUAAAAGUUCAGAGAUGGAGGUUCAUGAAGAGAGCAGACACUUUACACGCUACCACCGUCCGUGAUGCCGAAGUUUGAGAGAUGAUCUAAACAACCCCCCAAAAGAGGGCUGCUUUGCUGCUUCAGUCUGCAGAGUGACAUGGAGGGUACUUCAGCACUUCCCAGCGCAGCCAGCACUGAGUCCUCUGGGAUGUAAUUCUGGGGUGAACAGCACUUCUAUGAAUGUAGCAUUUCACUGGAAUGGAUUCUCAUGUGCUGCCUUGGGCAAAACUUUGUCAGUGCUUUUGAACCUUUUAAUAUUGCCGUAUAUUUGAGGGGUCUUCCCUCACCAGCCACCAAGGUUCCAAGUUUUAUUGGCUGCUCCUUGCCCUCCCCGCAAGAUGACUGCCUGUGCUGAGGCACAGUUGGCACCAUUAUUAGCCUUACCUGCCCUGUCCAAGUGGUGAGACCCACCCAGUGUGGGCGCCAAAUUCCAGCCAUCAAAUCCAGUUGGUGACAGGGAAGCCCUUCUGAGGCCCCACCUCCAGGGGAAGCCUGCUACUGCACUGGCAUGUCAGUUGAAAGCAUUGCACUAUACCUCUUGUAACACAGCAAAAUAGUCCUUCAGGCGGCCCAGCCCAGGAGGAGCUCAGGAUGUGACAUGUUCUUCCUUUUGACACAAGUCAUUCUGAUUUUUUUUUUUUUUUUUUUUAAGAAAUCUUGAAGAGAUGAUGGAAACUUAUGUUUUUCCUAUCUCUUAAACAGUCUGAGCUGCAACCACAUUCCAAGUUGGAAAAUGAAAACGCAUAUGUUUUCUAUAUAUAAAAACAAAAUCCAAAAAGGCCUUUAUGUUAAGGCCAACUUGACAGAAAACUGACUCAUCAUGGCUUAAAUUUUAUAGGCUGUUGUACCAAGUGAUACUCUAAAUCAUUCUAACCAUGAGAUAUAUUCUCCCCCAUAAAGCAGAGUUGCAACAACUCUGUGGGAGCACUUGUGUCUGGCUGUCAGCCCCCACACUUUCAGCCAGAAUCACAGUGAGGUCCCGGGAGUGUGGGGUGUUAGACAGGAGAAGGUCUUUGGAGAAGCAGUUAGGAGGGGCAAGAUCAUGACCCACUGUUCCUCUCUCUUCCUCAGUACUGUCUGCCCUCCUGCUGCACUCUCCCUCUUAACUCCCAACACUGAUCGUCCUGCUGAUCCUCUCUGGCAGCUUCCACCUUAUUCACCCCUCCUCUUCCAAGCUGUAGCUAGUGUAGCUGGUGCCUGGGCACUGGCUCAGCCCCUACCCCUUUUUGUAUUUGUAAUGUGUAUUAAUAUGAUUUCCUAAAACAGAAGAUUUAGUUGCUUUCUUUGAAUUAUUAUUGAAAACCAUACAGCCUUACUAUUUCCCUCUCAUUCCUAUCCACCCUAAGUGGAAGGGAAAAAACAGUUUCUUAACUGAUGAAUGUGACUUUUUCCCUUUAAUGUUCAGAAAAUUGUGGCUAUUUUACAGAUUUCUUUUGAUUUCUUCUGUAGUCCCUCUUGUUCUAGAUGUCAUCUUUCAGUAGGUAUUUCUCUUUCUUCCUUUGACGUCCGUGUAAGAUUUGCUGAAGAAUCAGAAUAUUAGUUCAAAACAAAAAAGCUGGAGUUCACGCUGUGAUGGUGGGUUAAUGGUCUGGCAUUGUCUCUGUGACAGUGCAGGUUUGAUCCCCGCCUGGGAAUUUCCAUGUGUCGGGGUGUGGCUGGAAAAGAAAAACAAAACAAAACAAAAAAAAACCUAAAGUGACCUUAAAGGUAGUAUCUUCUCUCCGAAUGGGGAAUUGGGAAGUAUUUAGAAGUCUCAGUAAUUCUCAAGUGCUUUAUGGCUAUGGAGCUACAUGGGACCCACAUCUCCUGGAAGCUCAUUAACACUUGGCAUGACAGAGGGAAGAGAAGGGACAGUUCUGCAAAGUUGCUAGCCUUCUAAGGCGGCCACAUAGAAGUGCUAACUUGACUUCUGCUAACCUUUCUGUCUUGCUGGUUUGGAGACAACUUGGCUUAUGCUAGCAUCCUCUGUGGUUUCAGAUGACAAUUUCAAAGCCGCCUUUCACUGCCUUUCUUUCCCUUAAUGUGCCAAGCUCGAAACAGGAUUUGAUUUCUUGAGCUAAGUGUGUGCUUUCUAUGUGCCACCGAGGAAUUUAGUUCGUCUUUCAUCUCAUUCAUGUUCUUUUGAAACAAGAUACUUUGGGGUCAAAUCUUUUCAGGUGUUUAUAUAUAUAUAUAUAUAUAUAUAUAAAGUAGAUUUUGUGUCUUUCCAUGUAAGUAACAAUUCACAAUCAUAAUGUAAAGAAGAAAUAAAAGCCUGGUGUAUUGUACUUCAAAAUGCUUCCCUGAUGUACAGAAUCUCCUUGUAAAAUAAAUAAUUGCAUUGUAUAUCAGUCUUCCUAUCAAUAUUAAUUAAUGUAUUUUAGAAUUAAAAAAAACCUACACUA
Messenger RNA from Sus scrofa (pig), 4789 nucleotides. RefSeq names its product phosphatase and actin regulator 4 (gene PHACTR4). The record is from RefSeq and is a predicted model, not a curated record. Gene Ontology annotation, biological process: neural crest cell migration; actin cytoskeleton organization. Lineage: Eukaryota; Metazoa; Chordata; Mammalia; Artiodactyla; Suidae. Gene Ontology annotation, molecular function: actin binding.